AUGCGAUCUCAUCUCAUCUCUGUGCCACAGCCAGUCGAAUCUCACAGCCACGGUGUGGACCUCCUUUUCGUCUCCACUCUUCCUGUUCCUCUCCUUUUAUUUAUCCCGAAAUUCCACUUUACUAUACUGUACUGUAGUACUGCAAAAAGAUCUCAAAGCCGAAGCAAACAAAUCUCUCGUGCUUAGCCCUAGCUAGCUACUGGUCCUUUUCUUCUCCUCUCCCGUCUUCGUUACUCGGAUCACGAAAUCUAUAGCUACUAAUUACUGGCGAUGGAGGAUCUCUCGGAUCUUGGAGGCCACGGCCACCCGGGUGCUGCUGCCUGGCGGCCCGCGGCGCCAUCAUUGGCGUCCUCUUCCAAGGUCUCGGUGCAAGUCUACACCGUCCCAAGCUCAGCUGCUACCGGCCGUGAAGCCCGAGGUCAAGGUGUUGCACCAAUGAUGCAUGCGUCUAGCGUCGCUGGCCAUGGCGGCCGCGCUGCUGAUCUAGACCCCGUCAAGGCCAAGAUCGUCUCCCACCCUAGCUACCACCGCCUGCUCGCCGCCUUCUUGGACUGCCACAAGGUCGGCUGCCCGCCGGAAGCGGCCGAGGAGAUCGCGGCGGUGGCGCGGGAGCGCGAGGCGUGGCAGCGUGCAGCCGCGGGCGACGUCGCGCACACAAGGCCGGACCCGGAGCUCGACCAGUUCAUGGAGUCCUACUGCGAGCUGCUUGUGACGUGGAAGGAGGAGCUGACCCGGCCGCUCCGGGAGGCGGAGGAGUUCCUGACGACAGUGGAGGCGCAGCUCAACUCCAUUACCAACACCGGGCCAACCAUGGGAGCUUUCAUCUCUUCAGCUGCAGCUGCAGAUAAAACUGGAGUCGUCGAUAUGUCCGACGAUGAACAAGAAGAAGGCAGCGGCAUGGAGGCAGAAGUAGCCCUGGGCAUCGAUCCUUGCUCCGAUGACAAGGAGCUCAAGAAGCAGCUCCUCAGGAAAUACAGCGGGUGUUUGGGCAACCUGAGAAAGGAGCUGUGCAAGAAGAGGAAGAAAGACAAGCUCCCCAAGGAGGCCCGGCAGAAGCUGCUCAGUUGGUGGGAGCUGCACUACCGAUGGCCCUACCCCUCGGAGAUGGAGAAGAUCGCACUGGCGGAGUCGACGGGGCUGGAGCAGAAGCAGAUCAACAACUGGUUCAUCAACCAGCGGAAGCGGCACUGGAAGCCGUCGGAGGAGAUGCAGUUCGCGGUGAUGGAUGGGUUCCACCCGGCCCCGCCCAACGCCGCCGCGUUCUACGUCGACGCACGCCUCGUGGGAGCAACGCCGGCGAUGUUCUACGCCCGGCCGGAUCAUGGGGCUCAUCAUGGCCUCUGGCACAAUUGAUUCAGCCCACGCACGCUACCAUGAAGUAUUGAAGUGUGCGCCUGAAAACCUGCAUGCAUGCCGUAGCUUAAUUAGCCUAUAAAUAUGAAUGAUCUGCACAAUGAACUGGAGAUCGAGAAAGAACCCUACUGCAUUACUGUACCCCCGUUGUUGCACCAAGAAACUUUACAUGUCAUGAACAGCAAAGACUGUGCCUCCUUAAUGCUACAGGUUUGCGGCAUUUUGCAUAUAUGAUGCUCGUUAAG
Zea mays is the source of this 1598-nucleotide messenger RNA. RefSeq names its product KNOX1 domain containing protein. NCBI's taxonomy places the organism in Eukaryota, Viridiplantae, Streptophyta, Magnoliopsida, Poales, Poaceae. The transcript is spliced from 5 exons. Bases 271 to 1353 code for a protein of 360 amino acids. Gene Ontology annotation, molecular function: DNA-binding transcription factor activity, RNA polymerase II-specific; DNA binding. Gene Ontology annotation, cellular component: nucleus. Gene Ontology annotation, biological process: regulation of DNA-templated transcription. The record is from RefSeq and is marked validated.